Candidozyma auris is the source of this 924-nucleotide messenger RNA. RefSeq lists its product as uncharacterized. Gene Ontology annotation, cellular component: endosome; trans-Golgi network. The transcript has a single exon. Lineage: Eukaryota; Fungi; Ascomycota; Pichiomycetes; Serinales; Metschnikowiaceae. Gene Ontology annotation, biological process: retrograde transport, endosome to Golgi; phospholipid translocation. Bases 1 to 924 code for a protein of 307 amino acids. The record is from RefSeq and is a predicted model, not a curated record.
AUGAUAGAGUCGUACAUCCCCCAAGAGUACCUUCAAUACUUCCAAUACUUUCCUGACGCCCAGAAAAUCACCAAUCUCAUCAUCUCGCUGACGCCUCUCUUCACCUAUGGGUUGACUUGCUGGGGAAUAUAUCGCAACAAAUCCUCUACCGGGUUUUCCAUAGACAUCUGCUUAUCCAUGCUCGUGUCGUCGAUUCUUCGAAUUUUGUACUACUUUGUUGUUCCAUAUGAGGUGUCGCUUCUACGCCAGUCUUUCUCCAUGGUAUUUAUCCAAUGCCUUCUUUUGUGGACUUCGUUGAAGUAUCGCCCAAAGACAUACAACCCAGAUAAUCUUGCCGAGUUACCCGACCUCCUGGAGGAGCUCAGCAACGUUCCCAAGGCUCUCGUGUCGCCGUACUCUUACGACCAGUCGGAAUUUUACUACCACCAGCUUUCCUCCAUCCUUCAGUACAUCUCCGUAUGGGGAAAACAGGGCCUUCGUCUUUUUGAUGUACACUACAAAAGACCCGGUUUUUUUUGGCAGUGGAUCGAUCAGUAUAGAUAUUGGCUGUUUUUAGGAAAAUUCACUCUUUUGUUUACGAUCCUAACUGUUUUCUUUCAGAGAUCCGAUACGUUUGGAUCUACAAUUGGGUUCUUUGGCCUUUUUGUUGAGUCACUCCUUCCGCUUCCACAGAUUUUACUUCUUAAUAGACUUGGGUCUGUCAAAAGCUUCAAACUGGUCCUUCUCAUAUCAUGGCUCUGCGGAGACCUCACGAAGUUAAGCUACUUGUUUUUUGGCACUCUGGAAAUUUCCAUCAUAUUUAUUCUAGCAGCAUUCUUUCAAAUGGGAUUGGAUCUCGUCAUCCUAUACCAAUAUUUUCAUUUUAAGAAACUUGACCAGGAAGGGUCCCUGAUACCUAUGUACAGCUUACCUGCAUCAGCAUAA